This is a messenger RNA of Syngnathoides biaculeatus (alligator pipefish), 2628 nucleotides long. It is a transcript of the gene hm13, whose product is annotated as histocompatibility (minor) 13. Gene Ontology annotation, cellular component: membrane; lumenal side of endoplasmic reticulum membrane; cytoplasmic side of endoplasmic reticulum membrane. The record is from RefSeq and is a predicted model, not a curated record. Bases 247 to 1497 code for a protein of 416 amino acids. Gene Ontology annotation, molecular function: aspartic endopeptidase activity, intramembrane cleaving. Lineage: Eukaryota; Metazoa; Chordata; Actinopteri; Syngnathiformes; Syngnathidae. The transcript has 13 exons. Gene Ontology annotation, biological process: membrane protein proteolysis.
UUUUUGGGCCAUGUGACAUUGUUGUCGUAUUAUCGGGCAGUUUCAAGGGAAAGAGGUCUGCUCCGAUAGUGGAUCUUUGCUUUAAGAAACGUGGCUUUAGCUGUGUACUAGAGGCGACCGGCUGACUGGCCUCUCGUUCACGAAUGACACGCAUGCGAGUCCGGCUUCUUCCUUCGACAGUCGACCUGCUUUCCGUACACUCGCCACUCGCACCCCUGCCUAAACAACCGCUAUCCUCGGCGAGAAAUGUCUGAGGUGGAAAAAGCUCUCAGCUCGGCCCCAGAGCCCGCCGCUGCAGUCCUGGACGCAGUGAACAGCACUGAACCCAACGGGACAGAGGCGCUCAAUGUUACCGCCAAAUUCGUAGCCACGCCGGAGGGUACGGCUUUGGCGUACGGCAGUCUGGUGCUUAUGGCACUGGUGCCCAUCUUUUUCGGAGCAUUGCGCUCCGUGGCCUGCUCCAAGUCAAAGAAUGCAUCAGACAUGCCAGAGACCAUCACCAGCCGAGAUGCCGCCAGAUUCCCCAUCAUCGCCAGCUGUACUCUCUUUGGACUCUACCUUUUCUUCAAGGUGUUUUCUCAAGACUACAUAAACCUGCUACUGUCGGUCUAUUUCUUUGCGUUAGGAGUGCUGGCGCUUUCUCACACGAUGAGUCCUCUCCUCUCCAGAAUCUUUCCUGGUUAUGUGCCAAACAAGCAGUACCAGCUUCUCUUCACACAGAGUGCCGGCGAGGCCAAAGAAGAGAUCAUCAACUAUGAGUUUGACACCAAUAACCUGGUCUGUUUGCUUGCCAGCAGUGUGGUAGGCGUCUGGUAUGUGUUCAAAAAGCACUGGAUCGCCAACAAUCUCUUUGGUCUGGCCUUUGCCCUCAAUGGGGUGGAGCUUCUGCACCUGAACAAUGUCAGUACUGGAUGCAUCCUGCUAGGGGGGCUGUUUGUCUACGAUAUCUUCUGGGUAUUUGGUACAAAUGUCAUGGUGACAGUGGCUAAGUCCUUUGAAGCUCCAAUCAAAUUGGUCUUUCCUCAGGACUUGUUGGAGAAAGGUCUGGAUGCCAGUAACUUUGCCAUGCUGGGUCUGGGUGACAUUGUCAUCCCAGGUAUUUUCAUUGCGCUGCUCCUACGUUUUGAUAUCAGUCUGAAAAAAAACAGCAGGACAUACUUCUGUUCCAGCUUCUUAGCAUACAUCUUUGGACUGGGCCUCACCAUUUUUGUCAUGCACACCUUCAAACAUGCACAGCCUGCUCUGCUCUACUUGGUACCUGCUUGUGUCGGCUUCCCCGUUGUGGUGGCCAUCUUCAGAGGAGAACUUGGAGAGAUGUUCAGGACUGGUCGUGUGGUGAGUAGGUUUAGCAGGGAAGCCCAGAAUUCCCUCUCCCGACCCACUUCAUCCAGCUAUUCUGGGGAGAUUCUGAGGUUUUUCCUGGCCAGCAUCUCUCAGAUGCCCAAUUCACCUCAUCUGGCUCCUUGCAAUGCUGAGGGAGCAGCGCUUCGACUGUGAGGAUCUCCCAGAUGACUGUGUUUUCAACCUAUCCCUAAUGAAAGCCCUGCAGAGGAAAAUCAUUUUGACUUCUAGCAUCUGCGAUCAUGUUGUUGUCAUAUUGGUCGUGACACACGGCUCGAGACCAUAGGUACGAGGAGUCCUUUGGGGAGGAGGGGAUAGGUAAAGAUGACUCAUCAGAAUCACUGAAGAAGGACCAAUAGCAUUCAGUGACCCCCAUCUGCCUUGCAAACACCCACAUUCUGCCAGUCGCUGCCCACCACAUCCCAUGUAGCUGCCUCCUGCCACACAUCCGAUUGCUUGUCAUUCUGUAUCCUUAUAGUCUGUGAGGCGGGGAGCCAGGAGCCCUCUUCCACUAAUAAGUGGCAAGGAUGAGCAGAUGGGGGCAGGAAUUCACACAAGUGAUGGCUAUGAUCAUAUGAUGGGUAAAGACAAGGAAAACGUUAUUUUAGAAUAAAUUUGAGUUUGGGAUUUUAAGUUUGACUGUGGGUGAUGUGUAAUUUUUUUAAUGUGCAUUCUGUCUUUUAAUUAAAUCUUUUAGACAGUAACAAAAGCAGACUAUUGGUGUAUUUUCAGCCCCUAAUUGUAAUUUGUGAUUAGGAUAAGUAAUGAACAAACUGCUUGAGCUAAUGGAAUAAUUGGAAUUGUUUUCCAAGGGUUGAGCUAAUAUUUAAUACAUAAUAAUCAUUUAUUUUGAUCUUUCAAAUCCCAUAGUGAAACUUAAGCCUGUCCCCCUCAUAUGGGCUCCUGCACAUAAAUGUUGAUGUUAUCAUCAGAGAUUGUCAUCCCACAUCUUUUUCUUUGUCUUUAAGGAUUGGGUAUUUCACAAUAAAACUUAAUUUCAGAGAAGUUUUUUUGGAGCUUUGUAUUCUGGUUGGUAAUAAAAUUGGGGGAGGCACUUAUUCUUUGGAAUAUUACAUUUGUUCUCAUUGUAUGCUGGGUUUUCCCCAAAGUUUGGUUCAUGUUUAUUGUUGAUGCUUCCUUUGCUCUCUUUUUCUUGUUGACGCUUCCUUUGCUCUCUUUCUUUUCUAUUUUGAUCUUAAGGAAAGGGGAAAAAAUGUUCUUGGACAUUUCUGUUUGCGUGAGGGCUCCAUGUUAAUGUUUGCCAGUUCAUAAAGAAUGCAUAAAGAA